This is a messenger RNA of Trichogramma pretiosum, 1291 nucleotides long. RefSeq lists its product as uncharacterized. NCBI's taxonomy places the organism in Eukaryota, Metazoa, Arthropoda, Insecta, Hymenoptera, Trichogrammatidae. The record is from RefSeq and is a predicted model, not a curated record. The coding region runs from base 142 to 606 and encodes 154 amino acids. The transcript has 2 exons.
CCUUCUCUUACAAAACUAAGGUAAAUUAGAAGAAGCUUCUGCUAUAGUAACACAGGAUAGUACUGAGCAUCGAUUACUUUGUGGCACAAGCUGAGAGAAACUCGCCGUACUCCUUACACUUUAUUAUAUUAAUUUUGUAAAAUGAAAAUGGAAUCUCAAGAUCGCGAACAGCCAGGUUCUAGUCCAGCACCAACUGAGGGUGGCGGAUUAAAGAGAAAAUCGACCGACGAGGCUGAUCAGCGACCGUUGAAAAAAAUACCGAAAACUGAGGAUUCAUUAGAAUGUCCCGAUCACGGCUCGAGUACAACCUUGGUAGUAAAUUUGAGUGAAAAAUACAAAUUCGAACGCAUGGCUAAACGUUGUACUCAUUGUCAAGAGUUUCUCUCCUACAGCGACGAACAUCAUCCGAUAGUACUGAAAAUCGUGGUGAAUAAAUUUAUCCCGAAGUAUCAUUGUGAAUGUGGACAAAUAUUUCAAGACAAGGUGAUUUUAAAAAUGCACAUCGAUGAUCGGCACGGCGGUGUCUUUAAUUUUUUGUUGGUAGUAAACUGUGACGCUAAAACUAAACGAUCAUUAGAGAGCAUCCUAGUGCUGCGUGAACUAUAAGCCUCUCUAGAGCGUCUCAACGAGCAGAAUCGUGCGAAAAAAAUGUAUUUAUAUACCUGUAUAGCUCCGACGUGUAACUAAUUAUUGUUGAUAAAAAUAAGAAUCGAUUUUUUUCUUAUCAUUUUAUUACUGUUUAGUUAAGUAUAUAUGUUAAAUUUAAAAAGCUUUAUCGAAACCGAAAUGCGACUAAAAUGUACAGGAAAUGUAAUUUUUUAUGAUAAGUUUGCUGUUAGCGUAUCGUUGUAAAAAAUAACGUUUAGAUUAAGAUACAAUUCUCAUAUGGCGAUAUUCAACUGAUAAUUAUAGUAAAUUAUAGUAAAUAAUUUCAAUUUAUUACUACAAUCGUUACUAUAAUGCAGGGAACAUUUUUAGGAUCUUAACUCACGUGGCUUUACGUUCCUCUGUCCGGAUGGACGUUUCGCGAGUUUGAACAGUUCAGUCGCCAAUACGACUUGCUCGUGGAUAGAAGAUCUCAGACCGGUGAUAAUCGCACGAAGGUAGACCGUUUUUAUUUUUUACUUAAGAAUAUAAAAAUUAAGUACGAAUAAAACUACGCAACGCUUUGCAACGAUAAACUGUUUCUAUCGACGGACGAUUAAAUUAAACAAAAAAAAAAUGUUUUUCGUGUCUCAUUUGCAGCAAUGUCGCAAACGAUGUUUCAAUAAAGUUGAAAAAUCCAAAGAUA